Molecule: messenger RNA, 1311 nt
Organism: Aspergillus aculeatinus CBS 121060
Lineage: Eukaryota; Fungi; Ascomycota; Eurotiomycetes; Eurotiales; Aspergillaceae
Product: FAD/NAD(P)-binding domain-containing protein
Exons: 9
Coding region: 1-1311 (436 amino acids)
Biological process (GO): secondary metabolite biosynthetic process
Molecular function (GO): FAD binding
Source: RefSeq, a predicted model, not a curated record
AUGCCCACCCAAGCCCCUCCCAAGCUACGGCUCGCCAUCAUCGGCGCCGGUCCCGCGGGCCUCGCCGCCGCAAUUGAGUUCGCCAAGUUGUCGUUCGUGGAGGCUCGGAUCUACGAGCAGGCGCGGGAGCUCCGCGAGAUGGGGGCGGGCAUCAGCCUCCACCACAACACCUGGCGGAUGCUGGAUGCGCUGGGGGUGUAUGAGAAUUUCGACGAGAGGGAUCUGUUUCGGCCCGCGGACGGGCAUUUGGUGCAGCAUCGGAAUGGGAGGACGGGAGAGUUGUUGCUUUCCACCGGGCAGGAGGAAACGCCCGCCCGGUACCACCAAGCAAGAACCCUGCGCACGGUGCUGCAGAAGGCGCUUCUGCGGAGUGUCGAUCGGUCGCGACUGAGAUUGUCGAGUCGGUUGAUCGAGAUCGUCGAGAUGUCUACCGGGGCACUGACUCUGCGGUUUGAAGAUGGCCAUGAGGACGAGGUGGACCUUCUGGUCGGCGCGGACGGGAUUCGAUCGACCGUCCGCCAAUUCGCAUACCCGGACUACCGGCUAAGGUACACGGGUACCACCGCCUACCGGGCCCUCGCGGACGCGAGCGACAUCCUUAGCAUCCCCGGCUUCCCUGAUGCGAACACCUUCUGGCACGGUCCGCACAACCGGCUCUACACGUGCAAUCUCCGGAGCAAUGUGUACGAGAUCGCGGCGCGAGUGCGACUCACGGAGGAUGCUGCGCCGGUUAGCUGGGGGCAGGAUGCUUCGGUGGAGGACUUUGGCGAGCGGUUCAAGAACUUCUCCCCGAUGCUCCAACGGGCGAUCGCCAAGAUCAGGGUGGUGAAGAAGCAUGCGCUCUUCAAUGGACCGCGGUUGCCCCGGGUGGUUUCGCAUGGGUCGAUCGCGUUGGUCGGGGACGCGUCGCAUCCCUUAGCUGGUGAAUUUGGAACAGGAGCUGGCUGCGCCUUUGAGGACGCCUACGUGCUCAGCCGUGCGAUACGGUGGGCGCACGACCGCGGCCAUCAUCUAAGUGAAGGGCUGGACCUGUUUGAUCAGGUCCGAACGCCGCAUUAUCAUGCGAUGUACGAUAUCCUGGACGGGUUCGCUCGGUCGAGUGUGUCGCGCAAGAAGAUCACCAGCUUCGACGACGCUGCCAACCAGAUUAUGGAAGACGAGUGGAGUGAUGGGAAUCGUUGGCUGUAUCACUAUCAGGUGGAAGACGUCUGGCACAGCGCCUGGAGGGCAGAAGAUGCUCGUCGCAGUGUGCCUGAUGGUGACGAUCAUAAAGAAAAGGCGAACGGGGCUGAAAGUACUUCUCAUCUCUAA